Messenger RNA from Eruca vesicaria subsp. sativa (arugula), 1373 nucleotides. NCBI's taxonomy places the organism in Eukaryota, Viridiplantae, Streptophyta, Magnoliopsida, Brassicales, Brassicaceae. The record is from the annotation of a GenBank genome assembly.
AUGAGCCAAAUCGCAUGUUCAACCUCCUUCGGCAACGCCGCCAUAAGGUCUCUCAACUAUAUCCGUCCACUCUACGCAGCUCUGCCUCUAAUAUCAGCCGGAAUCAACGCCGCCUCCAAGCCCCCCGGCUCCACCACCGUCCGCAGGUUCAGCAGCUCUCCCCUGCCUAGUUUCAACAGGCUUCAGUCUCCCGCCGCUCGUCGGACAAAACUAUCCUCCGCCGCCUCCGCCUUGGUCCGUCAAUUCAGCAGCUCUCCUAGUGGUCAUGCUUCCCCUGGUCCUGCUCUCGAUAGAUUCCAAAACGAGCCCCAGACUAACUGGGGAGUCCGAAUAGUGCCGGAGAGGAAGGCGUGUGUGGUUGAGAGGUUCGGUAAAUACGUAAAGACUCUGGGGUCGGGGAUACACUUCCUUGUCCCUGGUGUGGAUCGUAUAGCUUAUGUUCAUUCCCUCAAGGAGGAAGCGAUUCCCAUUGGUAAUCAGUCUGCGAUCACAAAGGAUAACGUCAGCAUCAACAUCGAUGGUGUUCUAUACGUUAAGAUAGUGGACCCUAAACUAGCUUCUUAUGGCGUUGAGAAUCCAGUUUACGCUGUUGUCCAGCUGGCUCAGACUACAAUGCGUAGUGAGCUCGGUAAGAUUACACUUGACAAGACUUUUGAGGAACGAGACACUCUCAAUGAGAAAAUUGUGGAAGCUAUCAAUGUUGCUGCAAAACAUUGGGGUCUUGAGUGCCUUCGUUAUGAGAUAAGGGAUAUCAUGCCUCCUAAUGGAGUGAAGGUUGCUAUGGAAAUGCAAGCUGAAGCUGAACGGAGAAAGAGAGCCCAAAUUCUUGAGUCUGAAGGAACACGUCAAGCCCAUAUCAACAUUGCUGAUGGUAAGAAGAGUUCUGUAAUCUUGGAAUCAGAAGCUGCAAAGAUGGACCAGGUCAAUCGAGCAUCAGGUGAAGCAGAAGCAAUAUUAGCUAGAGCACAAGCCACAGCCAGGGGACUGACCUUGUUAUCUCAAUCCCUCAAAGAAACUGGUGGAGUGGAGGCUGCGAGUUUGAGAGUUGCGGAGCAAUACAUUCAAGCUUUUGGCAACAUCGCUAAGGAGGGUACAACUAUGUUGCUUCCGAGUUCUGCUGAAAAUCCUGCUAACAUGAUCGCUCAAGCUUUGACAAUGUACAAAAGUCUCGUCCCCAAUGGUGCCCUCCAAGAUACUUCAGCAGUAGAAGUGGCUACUUGAGCUUAUACCCUUCAGUAGAAACUAUGGUAGCUUAACUAGAACUAUAAUUAUUAUUUUUGACCUGAGAAAGGUGUUUAAUAGGACAGAUAGUUAUCAACUUAUCUCACCUUAGUGUCAUUUUUUAUUGCAAAAUAGUAAACACAUCUAAAUUC